Vanderwaltozyma polyspora DSM 70294 is the source of this 1761-nucleotide messenger RNA. It is a transcript of the gene CQD2, whose product is annotated as Cqd2p. The transcript has a single exon. Gene Ontology annotation, cellular component: mitochondrial inner membrane. The record is from RefSeq and is a predicted model, not a curated record. NCBI's taxonomy places the organism in Eukaryota, Fungi, Ascomycota, Saccharomycetes, Saccharomycetales, Saccharomycetaceae. Bases 1 to 1761 code for a protein of 586 amino acids. Gene Ontology annotation, biological process: lipid homeostasis; mitochondrion organization.
AUGUUUAAGACCUGUUUUAAUCGAAGGUUAUUUUCACCAGCAUCUUCGGUUCAUCGAAUUAAGGCAAGUUCACAGUUCCAUUUGUCUUCAGUAUCACGUCGAGUAGAAUUUACAAAUAAUAUUUACAAUUCAGUCUCUAGAUCCAAUCCAAAUUUACCCAGAGGUUGGUCUAAGAGACAUUUGAUUGUUGGAGCUAUUGUUGGUUCAGGGAUCUUUUUUUAUUAUACCAAUAACACAGUUCAUGAUUUUUUAAAACAUAUUGGUCAUACUAUAAGGAGAACAAGUAUUGUCACUCAAGCCACUAUACGUUGUUUUUACAAUUAUAAGAAGACCUUGAAUACAGAUUAUCCUGAUGAAGAUUCGAGACUCAAGGCUCUGAGUGAUUGCCAUUUAAAAUGUGCUCUUAUUACUUUAAACGCUUUACAACGUAAUGGUGGUAUUUAUAUAAAAUUGGGUCAACAUAUCGGUGCAAUGACUUAUUUAUUACCUCCUGAAUGGACUGAAACAAUGAUACCUUUACAAGACCAGUGUCCUGAAUCAACUUUAAUUGAAAUUGAUAAUAUGUUUAAACAGGAUUUGAAAAAAAGUAUAGAUGAGAUAUUCAUUGAAUUUGAUCCUAAACCAAUUGGUGUUGCAUCCUUAGCUCAGGUGCAUAUUGCAACAUUAAUCGAUUCUGGUGAAAAAGUUGCAGUAAAAUGUCAACAUCCUUCUUUAAAAGAAUUUAUUCCCUUAGAUGUUAUGUUAACUCAAACAGUUUUCAAUCUUUUAGAUGUCGUUUUCCCUGAAUAUCCAUUGACUUGGUUAGGUGAUGAAUUGCAAUCUUCUAUUUAUAUCGAAAUUGAUUUUAAGAAAGAGGCAGCUAAUGCAAUUCAAACUCAAGCUUAUUUUGCAAAUUUUAAAAGAAAUACGGCUAUUAGAAUUCCAAAUGUCAUUAGUGCAAACAAAAGAAUUUUAAUUAUGGAAUAUGUAAAUGGUAAAAGAUUAGAUGAUUUAAAUUAUUUGGAUAAAAAUAAUAUCUCAAGGGCUGAAGUUUCAUCAUGUUUAUCACAUAUUUUUAAUAAUAUGAUCUUUACACCAAAUGUUGGUAUUCAUUGUGAUCCUCAUGGUGGUAAUCUAGCUAUCAGAGCAAUCCCUUAUGGAGGUUCGGCUAAUCCACAUAAUUUUGAAAUUGUACUUUUUGAUCAUGGUUUAUAUAGAUACCCUUCAACUAGAAUGAGAAGAGAUUAUGCUAAAUUUUGGUUGGCUUUAUUAGAUCAUGACCAAGAAAAAAUGAAAUUAUAUGCUAAAAGAUUUGCUAAUAUCGAUCCUGAACAAUUCCCAUUGUUUGCCGCCGCAAUUACAGGAAGAAGUAUCGACACAGCUUUAAAUUAUGAUAUUUCAAAAAGAAGAAGUGAUACAGAGAUAAAAGUUAUGUCAGAUGGUAUCGUAUCAGGUGCAUUCCUUGCAAAUUUGAUGAGCAUCUUAUCAACAAUACCACGUAUUGUUCUACUUAUCCUAAAAACUAAUGAUUUAACUAGGCAUUUAGAUGAAUGUUUACAAAAUCCUCUUGGCCCAGAAAGGACAUUUUUAAUCAUGACACAAUAUUGUGCAAAAACGGUUUAUGAUGAAGAUUGUGAAGAUAUAAAUAAAACUUUUUCAAGAUGGUCAGUAUACUGGAUGUGGAGUCACUUUAUAUCAUGGUUCAUUUAUGAAAAGAGAAAAAACCAACUAGUUCUAUAUGAUCUUGCAUUUUGGUGGAAACAGCAUGUUCUAACAAAUUAA